Mesoplodon densirostris (Blainville's beaked whale) is the source of this 2790-nucleotide messenger RNA. It is a transcript of the gene CRACDL, whose product is annotated as CRACD like. The coding region runs from base 7 to 2790 and encodes 927 amino acids. The transcript is spliced from 10 exons. Lineage: Eukaryota; Metazoa; Chordata; Mammalia; Artiodactyla; Ziphiidae. The record is from RefSeq and is a predicted model, not a curated record.
CUGGACAUGAUUUCCACGAGGGUGAUGGACAUUAAGCUUCGGGAGGCUGCGGAAGGCCUUGGGGAGGACAGCACAGGAAAGAAAAAGUCCAAAUUCAAAACGUUUAAGAAGUUCUUUGGGAAGAAGAAGAGAAAGGAAUCUCCUUCUUCCACAGGAAGUAGCACCUGGAAACAAAGCCAGGCGAAGAAUGAGGUCAUUGCCAUCGAGUCAGGGCCAGUGGGCUACGACUCAGAGGACGAGCUGGAGGAGUCGAGGGGCACGCUGGGCAGCCGGGCCCUCUCACACGACAGUAUUUUCAUUCCUGAGUCUGGACAGGACCCUCCUCGGCCAGUGCGGGUCUUUUCCCAAGAAAAUGUGUGUGACCGGAUUAAAGCUUUGCAGUUAAAAAUACAGUGUAAUGUGAAAAUGGGGCCGCCACCUCCUCCGGGGGGCCUUCCGGCCAGGCGGGGAGAUGAUGCUGGCAUGAGCUCUGAGGACGACGGUCUGCCCAGGAGCCCCCCAGAGAUGUCCUUGCUGCACGACAUCGGUCCCGGUACCACCAUAAAGGCAAGUGUACUCUUCUCCAGGCAAGCGAGCGACACCUCCGUCUCCCCCAGGACCUCAGACAGCAGUGUGGCACCCGUGGCUGAUUUCGAUUAUCCCCCAGAAUUCUCCUCCUGCCUGGACAACUCUGCGGCCAAGCACAAGCUCCUGGUCAAGCCCCGCAACCAGCGGUGCAGCAAAAUGCGGCGUCUGUCCUCGAGAGCGCAGUCCGAAUCCCUGAGCGAUCUGACGUGUACCCCAGAGGAGGAGGAAUACGACGAGAAGCCGCUACCCAAAGUCAGCACGGAGGAGAAGCCCAGUUCUGGGCAGCAGGAGGGGGGACAGGACAGAGGCGCUGAGCCUGGGAGGCAGGCGACCAUGCUGCCUCCUGCGGGGCCCCGUGCGCGGCGGGCGCGCCUGCAGCACUGCCCGGCGCUCACCGCCAGCAUCGAGGAGGAGAACCCCCCGGAGGAGAACCUCUCCAGCCGUCUGGCCACCCCGGAGGUCAUGGAGGUCACAGAGCCCGUGUCGGGCCCACACCCCCGCUCGGAGUCCCCGUCUUGGCCAGAAGGCUCCCCGCACCCUCACCCUAAUCCUGACAGCGAAAACCCGAGGGAGGAGCUGUCCCUGGAAACCCGGUGGCCCCCCGGCGGGGACACAGCGGACGAGGUGGUUUGUGCUUCGGGAGACGUCGAGGGUCGAUUAUCUCCCUGCAUCCCCGAGGGGGACACGACCCCUCCCGAGCCCGGCCCCAUAGCCACCCAGGAGACGCCCUCUGGCCCCGACGGGCCAGACCACACCGGCCCGAAGGAGGUGCGACUGACCCUGGACACGCCGGGUCCCGAGGGCGCAGGGCCAGAAGCCCCGGCCCCCAGCCCGCCGGCCCCCAAGAGCUGCUUGAAGCACAAGGCCUCGGCUGCGACAGCGAACGAGAGCCCCGGCGCGGCCCCCUCACCGCCUGCCUCCGAGUCGCCUGCAGAGGCGGCCGCACCCGGCUCCCUGGACCAGGAGGCGGCGCCCCCGGAGCCCCCCAGGGCCGAGCGGGAGGGGUCCCCCACGGAGGCGGCGGCGCCGGAGCGCAAGAUGGAGCGAGGAGGCCGCGAGGCGCGGGCCGCCAAAAAGUUCUCGGUGUCGUCGGGCCGCGAGUGGCCGCGCGCGGGGGGCCGCCUGCUGGAGCCCCGAGGCCCCGCCGUCCGGCUGCCGCUUCUCAGGAGCGGUCCGGCCUGGAAGAGCGAAGCCGCCCUCGAGGACCUCGGGGCGCCCGCCGAGCCCCAGGGCCCGAAGCCCGGCCCUCGGAAGCCGCCCGCCCCGGCCGAGCGUGGCUCUCCGGACGCGGCCACCGCGGACCCCGGCCCAGCCGCCCGGGAGCGGCCCGCGGGCGGGGACGGAAGCCCCUUCCCCGUCAAGCUCCGCUCCACGUCUCUGUCCUUCAAACACAGAGAAGCGCCCUGCCCGGAGGGGAGGGGAAUCAAGAGGUACAGCGCGGAGGUCAGGCUGGAGAAAGGAGGGCUGACCUUGCUCACCAGGAACGACAAGGGUCCGCCUGGGACGGGCCCCGCCGCCCGAGGCGCCAGGUCUCCCAACGAGCCGGGGAAGGCGAAGACCCGGUCCGCCGAGCAGCUCAGCUCCAAGCCGCCCCUGCCCAGGAAGCCGCUGCUGCAGACCCUCACCCUCCCCCAGCUGCCCGCGCCCCCCGACGCCAGCCCCCGGGACCCCGAGAAGGUAGGGCCGUCCGCCGACCCCAGGAAGGAGAGCCAGGCAGCGGAGAGGAAGUCGCCCCACAGGGCAGCUGGAAGGGAGAUACCCCCAGCAUCUACAGGGCCUGGGACCGACGGCCAGCCCGCGCCGCCCUGGAUCACCGUCGGGCGGCAGAAGCGGCGAGGGGCCCCGGAGCAGCCAUCCAGCCAGGAAGACAAGCCUGGGGCCGGGACCUUGAAGUCUGACACAGGAAGGCCAGCCAAGGCGCCCGAGAGAACCCAGGAGUCUGUGAAGCAAGCCGACUUCGUCCGCAGCAAGUCUUUCCUGAUGACCCCUGCCAAGCCCGCUGUGGACCAGAGGCAGGGGACAAAGCUCCACCUCCAGGAGGGGCUGCAAAGAGGGAUCUCCUUGUCCCAUCAGAACUUGGCGGCCCAGUCGGCAGUGAUGAUGGAGAAAGAAUUGCAUCAGCUGAAGAGGGCCAGCUAUGCCAGCACAGACCAGCCAUCCUGGAUGGAACUUGCCAGAAAGAAGUCACAAGCUUGGAGCGACAUGCCCCAAAUUAUAAAAUAG